GAAUUGCAGAUGCAGCCGAGUGUUAAAAGGAGAAGAAGAGUCGUGGAGGAUCCUCGGUGUUGGAAGUGGUGAUCCAGCUUACGCUCCACUUUAUUACCAUCUCAACGCAAAGUCAGGAAAGAGGGCUCCUGCGGCCGCGGGAUCAGACGGCAUCCACAUUUCCUCACCUGAAAGUGUUCCCCACCUUCCCCACCAAGGUCUCCGCCGGAGGACUGAAGGAAAAACCACUUGACAGACUUGAAGAGGUUUGCCCGAGGCGAAACACAGCUCACAUAUAAAGCUGGGUGAAGGACACUGCCACAUUGAGAAGUGGAAACAACCAUGGAGGUCUAUACUACUUCGAGGAAACUUACUUUGCUCUCAUUCACCUUUCUGUGGGGGUUCUCAGGCAUUUUAGCCCAGAUCCAGAUGCCCCAGACCAGUAUGGAUGUGAUCAAGGGUCAGAUGGUGGUGCUGAAGGCCUCGUACAGCACACAGCCAGGCACUGACCUGAGCACCAACACUAUUCUGUGGAACUAUGUCUCUAACAGCACCCAGCUGAUCAUCGCCUACACCAAAGGUGCCAUGAGUGUGGGGAGUUUCCAUUUUAAGGGCCGGUCUGGUUUCAACGACAUCAUGCCUUCACGGGACGUGUCACUGUACAUCAACAACACACGGGAGUCUGACUCAGGACGCUACCUCUGCCAGGUCAUCAUUCCUGAUGGCCCCGGCCUCACUGCCGAGCUCAGUCUGGUUGUAAAGGUCCCUCCUUCUGUUCCUAAGUGCUCUCUAUCAGGAAAGCCGGUGCUGAAAGGAAAUGUGACUCUGAGCUGCAAGUCCAGCUCUGGGAAACCCCUUCCCAUGUACAAGUGGAGGAAAACCAGUCCCACGUCUGAGGUCUUCUUUUCACCCAUGCUCAAUGAGAAGACUGGCACUCUGAAGCUGAGCAACCUGAGCAGCAACAUGUCGGGGAAGUACGUGUGCACAGCCAGCAACUCGGCCGGCUCAGAGAGCUGCCUCAUCAACCUGGAGGUCGUCACCUCCACCAAUGCUGGUGUGAUUGCUGGAGCGACAGUGGGCUCAGUGAUCGGCUUCAUCUUCCUCCUCCUCAUCUGCCUCUUUUUCGUGGUGAAGAGGCGACGGGACAGCGAGGACGACAUCGCCAACGAAAUCAAGGAGGACGCUCAGGCACCCAAGCGUGUGUCCUGGGCUAAGAGUGGCAUGGGUUCUGACAUCAUCUCCAAGAACGGCACCCUGUCAUCUAUCGCCUCCAGCCCACACCACAAAGAGCCCUCCCACAACAACAACCACCACCACCACCUGCAGCAGUACCCCCAACGCCCGCCCUCAGACACCGCCUCCAUCAUCACUGCCACCGGCAGCAUGUCUGGCUACCGGCCUUCCCGCCAUCACGGAGCCUCCACCCCCACCCACUACAGCUACAACAACAAUACCACCCUGCCACGCGGACAGACCGUCUCCUCCGAGGCCAGCACCAAUGGGAGCUCCCUACCCAGACCAGAGCGCUACACCCAGCUGCCCCAGGCCCAGCCGCUGCCACAGACCUACAGCCAGCCUCAGCUACAGCUCCAGGCCACUCCCUCCCCGCCACUGCUGCCCAUCUCCGGCGUAACCACCUCCAACAUCACCCGUAUGGGAGGGGUGCCCAUCAUGGUGCCUGCACAGAACCAGGCUGGAUCUCUGGUGUAAUGCCAGCCAGUGUUUGCAAAACAGUGCUGUUGACAAAAACAGUGAAUACUGUCCCUUUACUCUCUGAAAGGGUCAGCUGCUGAUUUUUUUUUAAGGGAACACAUUAACUUCUAUUUAGCAAAGAAAUACAGUAGAUGAAAAUGUCAAAUUCACUUAUGCUUUUGAAUCAAGAAGCUUUCAUGGCAAGACUUUCAGACACAGACUGUUUACUUGCUUUAAGUAUAUUUAAAUCUUUUAUAUUCUGUAUGCACUGUAUACAUUGCAAACUGUGUAUAGACAUGAUUUUCAUACAUCUGUCCAGUAUCCUUUUUUCUACUUUAUCAAUGCAUUUCUAAUGUUUUUUUUUUUUCAAAUGUAUCUUUAAAAUGUUUCAUCCAGAAACCUUAUUGUUUUCCUCCUGCCAUACUAAUGACACAGAGUGAGCAGGUCUGCUGUACGCUGUCAUCUCUACUUCUACAACUACCUAAAGGAGGACUCAUCAAGACCAAAAUAGGAGCAAGCACAAAGGGAAGUUAGUUAAAUUGGGUGUAAUAUAUGAAGAUCUAUGUUCUAAUGGCUAUGUUUCUGGAGCAGACUUUUGGAAAGAAAGAUAAGACAACAUUAUACAUAUAAUGAAAAAGUUUGGCAUUUCAAAAAUAUCCUAAUCCUUUUUUGGCUUCAUUUCUGUCAGUGGUUCAGCUUAUAAAAUGCUCUUAGACUCAAUUCUUCAAACGCAGAUUAGCAAAAGCUUCUUAUAAUAUUGAGCACUAUUCAGAACUGCAGUGUGACGACUUUGCUAAUACGUCCACAACUCUGGGUUGUAAUAAUUUAAAAGUUGCCCGCAGCAUUGAAAUUGUAAAUAUGAUAUUUAUUUUCUGUUAAAUGUGUAUGAGACAGCAGAGCAUAUUGUUGCCCACAGCUUUUAUGGAACAUGUGAUAAAGGUGAUAUGUCUGCCUGCAACACUGGAUACUGAACCAAAGACAUACAGGAUGUAUCACUUCAUUAUGUCAACAUGCUCUCUUUAUAUGUUGUAGUUUGUUUUCAAGGGUCAGUAGGGACACAAGCGUUUUUUCACUGCCAUAACCUACAGGCUCUCUGCUUUUUAGACAAAGCUUCUCUCCCAUUUGAUUGACAACAAAAAGCUGAUAUGAGAAGACUAAUGUGAAGGGGCCUAGCUAGUUAGUGAUCUUGUACCAUUUCCUGUCAUGAGAGGAUGGGGGAGACACACUGGGGCGAGAUCUUUAUUGCAGAGCCCUAAUGCGUCCAAAUGGCUCCAGCCUGAACACAUUUACUUUGAAUGUUUCCAGAGCGUAACAUGAACAAAUCAAUUUCAUUACACAACUUGGGCAUCGGAAUCUGGCCACUUUAAAGUCACACAAAUACCCAUUAGAUAUAAUUUGUGUCUGAAAAGAAAAAAAAAUACACACACACACACACACACACACACAUAUAUAUAUAUAUAUAUAUAUAUAUAUAUAUAUAUAUAUGUAUCAUGAUAGUGAUCUACAUCCCCAUCAUAUGCUGGAUUGUCAUUACACUGGAGUAAUGUUUGUUUUUUGAUGUUAAAAGAAAAGGUUUGAGCUUGGCAGGACAGUGAUAGCAAAAUGUAGUUGUAUCUUGAAGCCGUGAUGGGUUUGUAUUGUUAUGAAUGCAGUAGAGAAGAAAGGGAAAGAAGAAAGUGUUGAGGAAAUAGUUUUGACGGGUAGGGGUUGUUACAGCUCACUGUUAACUUGUGGAUGGGUCAUUGAAAAAGUGUACAUUAUGAAUAUUAAAAUGUGUUCAAGACAAACCUUUAUUUUUAUACAGUAAAGUAUGAGAGCACAUGAGCAGAAUUUAGAAAUAAUAAAUGUUGAAAGUUUUAUGAUCUGGCUCACUGUCAGUGACUUAUGAACCUUGAUGGAUUGUAUAACUACUGUGGACUAACUGGUGGCCAAACGUGCUUAUUUAUACAGUAGGCCUAAACUGUGGACAUUAAUGUGCAGUGUGCACUUGUAUCCUCCAUAUUUAUGUUCAUGGAAAAUGCUUUGUAUAAUAUUUUCAAUUAAAUUACAAAUGAUCAGGUG
This is a messenger RNA of Seriola aureovittata, 3732 nucleotides long. It is a transcript of the gene esama, whose product is annotated as endothelial cell adhesion molecule a. Gene Ontology annotation, biological process: homophilic cell-cell adhesion. Gene Ontology annotation, molecular function: cell-cell adhesion mediator activity. The transcript has 7 exons. The coding region runs from base 322 to 1689 and encodes 455 amino acids. The record is from RefSeq and is a predicted model, not a curated record. Gene Ontology annotation, cellular component: plasma membrane; adherens junction. NCBI's taxonomy places the organism in Eukaryota, Metazoa, Chordata, Actinopteri, Carangiformes, Carangidae.